Molecule: messenger RNA, 573 nt
Organism: Colletotrichum scovillei
Lineage: Eukaryota; Fungi; Ascomycota; Sordariomycetes; Glomerellales; Glomerellaceae
Exons: 2
Coding region: 1-573 (190 amino acids)
Source: RefSeq, a predicted model, not a curated record
AUGGAGCUCGCAACGGAUCCCACGAUGGAGCUGGUCGAGUUCAAAUGGGGCAGCGGCGGCAGCGGCAGCGUAUCAUCGUCGUCUUCUGCACCUAAGCCGAAGCGGUCUUGCCUCAAGAACAAAUCGACCGACCCGAAUCACAAGUACCUUGGCAGUGAUUCCCCUGGCUACUUCUACAAAGGCUCCUGGCACGACGAAAUCGGCUUCGUGAAGAAGUACUUUCGCAAAUUUCACCACAGGGGACAGAUGGCGGCAUACAGGGAUCGAGUUCACGCAGAGAACGCGGAGGCAGAGCUUGCCAGGAGCAACAACAAAGACACGGACGUCACCAUGAGCAAUCACACCAUCACCAAGCCCACCGUUCGUUUCUCAGAGCCCUCGGAGAUAACGUACUACUGCUACGAACCCGAGGAGGCCAUGGCCGAGUGUCCUGGCUACAUGACGUCCAACAGACGCGCGUGGGCAGAGGUCUCGUUUGAGCCUGGCCACCAGAUCAAGCUGGAUGCCCGUGUCCGAGUGUGGUAUCAUUUUCGUAAGCGGAAGAAUGAAGUGUUCUACUACGGGGAGGGCUAG